CGUGAGCAACUGCAGCAGGCACAUCAGCCGAAAGAGUUGUUCUAUCAGAAGUCAGAAUUAAGACUUAAAUACUUCUUUUGAUUUCUUAAUUUUGCAAAGGAAGUCUUUGUAAAGAUGCCAGAAAGAGAUACGGAGAUAUUUUCAAAUCCGCUGCCUCCACCUAACAUGGGGCAGUUGCAGGAAGAGGAGGAAGACGCUCAUCCAUUGACCAACGAAGACUUUCGUAAGCUGAUGAUGACUCCCAGGGUACCAGGCAUGGGCUCCUCUUCCUCCUCACAGUCCUCGGCUGCUAUGGCAGAUAAGAUGCCUAAACUCCCAAAAAGCAUAGAAGAAGAAAGUGAUCCCGCAGUGAGGAGAAAGAAGAAAAAGCUGUACUAUGCCAAGCUGAAGAAGAUGGAAGAAGAAAGACAGAAAGAGUUGGCCAGCAAGUACAGAGACAGGGCAGCUGAGAGAAGAGACGGAAAAUCAGAGUACCAGGAGCCAGAAAUGAUCAGCACCACCGCUGACUACAGGGCAGUGGCACCUGAUGCUAAGGCAGGAGAAAGCUAUGCAGAGAGAAGAAAGCAGGCCAUCCAGGAGUCCAAAUACCUUGGAGGAGAUAUGGAACACACACAUUUGGUGAAAGGGCUGGAUUAUGCUCUUCUGGACAAGGUGCGAGCAGAGAUUUCCAGCAAAGAACAAGAAGAUGAAGCAGUGCUGGACGACAUGUUGGUGCAGGCAAAGGAAGAGACAUCUGAAGAGGAAAAAGUGGAGCUGAAGACACCAAUAGCCAGAAAUAUUUUCCGAGUCCUGUUCAAGCAGAAAGCCCCAGAGAGGAAUGAAUUGUUUGGUCCCAAGCGUAUGGCAUAUGUUGUAGACGUUGAGGACGAGUAUGCAGAGACAGACAUCCCCACCACCCUCAUCAGGAGCAAAGCUGACUGCCCCAAUGUAGAGUCCACCACUACUCUGACCACCAAUGACAUUGUCAUCAACAAACUAACUCAGAUUCUGUCCUAUUUGAGGCAAGGAAGGAGGGACAAGAAAAAGAAACUGAAAGAAAAAGGAAAAAUUAAGGAGGAGAAGGUAAAGGAGAAGCUGCAAGGUGCUGAUGAUAAUAUCUAUGGAGACAUUGGUGAUUACAAUCCAGCUUAUACCUCAGCAAAGGAAAAGAAAGAACGUGAUAGACGGGACAGAGACAGGGACAGGGAUAGAGACCGGGAUAGAGAUCGGGAUAGAGAUAGAGACAGAGAACGCAGAGACAGAGAUCACGACCGUGACCGCGAGCGUGGCAGAGACCGCGGAGACCGAGAUAGAGGACAUGACAGAGACAGAGGAAGGGACAGAGACAAGAAGAGAAAUUACUUUGAGAAACCACUUGAAGAAGAAGAGGAAAGAGAAAAGGGUCCAGAAUCAGCAAAAGAACUGGUGAAAUCAAUAAAUGAGAAAUUCUCGAAGGGUUGGGCUCCUGCAGACCUGGAGCGUGAGGCUGGACUGGGGAGAACUGCAGGACUGGGUCCAGAUACAAAACCGGUGAAACAAGGAGGAGAGUUGCUGAAAAAACUGAAAAGGAAGACAGAAAUUGAUAGUUAUGCUGAAUGUUAUCCAGGUAUGGAGGAAGCAGACGAUGCCAUUGCUGACUCUGAUGAUGAAGUAGACUACACCAAGAUGGACAUGGGUAACAAGAAGGGGCCAGUGGGACGCUGGGACUUUGACACACAGGAGGAGUACAGUGACUACAUGGCUAACAAGGAGGCUCUUCCAAAGGCUGCUUUCCAAUAUGGAGUCAAAAUGGCAGACGGCAGGAAGACAAGACGCGCCGGGCCCAAGGAUGAGAAAGCAGAAUUAGAUCGUGAAUGGCAGAAAAUUCAAAAUAUUAUCCAGAAGAGAAAGAAAAUGGGUGAAGAGGGAGAUUCUAGAAGUAAAAGAGGGAAAUAUUGAAUAGAAAGAGGACUUGGUUGAAAGUAAAAUAUUACAAAUAAAACUUACUGAGAAGUUUCGUGUCAAGCCUGUAUAAAAUAGGCUUGCCAUUUUUGUAAAGGAUAUUUUUUUCAGAUCUUUGUAUGUAUAUCAACCACCAGUUGUUCUCAAAUUAGAAGGUGAUCUUGGAUAAAGGGCGUUGUUGUAAAUACAAUACAAUACAAUGUUUAACUAAGCGAUCAUACUCUUUCUUUAAAAAGUUUAAAAAAAGAAAUGAAACUCUUCUACCUCUUUUCUUGAUGAAGGACUUUCACCUAGAGUGUACAUACAGCAUACUUAACGAAUCAUUGGAAGAGUCCUUUUAUAUUUUUGUGUUUAGAUUUUUCAUGUCCAUUAUCCCGAAAUGAUAUCAUAACGGUGAUUUUAGAGGUUGAUCAUCGAGAAUAUGUAUACAAUUCGACAAUAAAUGUAACAUUCAAUAUGAA
Lingula anatina is the source of this 2381-nucleotide messenger RNA. RefSeq names its product protein Red. Lineage: Eukaryota; Metazoa; Brachiopoda; Lingulata; Lingulida; Lingulidae. The record is from RefSeq and is a predicted model, not a curated record.